UUCAAAACCGACCCUUACGCUACUAAAGCAAAUUCAAAACUGAAGCUCAUACAGCAACCAUUAAAUUGAAGUUUAAUUCAACUAAUUGCAUCAUUAUAUAAACACAUCACCAUUACUAGCAAAAUCAUAAGCCAAAAAAUGGUUUCUUAUCUGCAAAAGCUGCUCUUCAUCGCUCUCACCAUCGCGACCGCAGUUCCUUUCUCAACAAGCCACCGGAAAAGAUCGAGAAAAUCACACGGCUCCAAUUCCGGCGACAACACUGAAAAAUACCUGAGAGAUCUCUGCUCCGAAACCGAUAGAUCGGACGUGUGCUGGAACAUCCUCAGAUCGGAGGUGCGCCGCUUCGAUUCCGGCGGCGACAGAGACAUCGCCGGCGGAGUGAUCGAUCUGGCGAUAGCGAAAUCAAAGGAGAUUCACGGCAAGCUCAGGAAGUGGCACAAGGAUUCCGACGACAAGAAGUUGAAGGAGAAGUACCAUUUGUGCUCGGAGAAUUACAACGAUGUGUUUCGCGAUCUGAAAGAGGCGGUGAAGAAGUUAGGUUCCGAUGAUUAUCGUGAAAUUUUGGAUGAGAUUGAUGACGCGGAGGAUGAAUUGGAUGAGUGCAGGCAGCUAUUCGGGUCGGGCUCGUUUGAUCCGGGUCAUGUUGAGGACCGGAACGAUGAGCUCGGGGUUUACUUGGACGUCGUUAGAGCUGCGGCCGACCGUUUGGGAGAUCAAUAAAUAUAUAUUGAUUUGGUGAAUUAUUUGGAGAAUUAUGAAUUGUAAAAAUAAUAAAAUGUUUGGAAAAUAAGCUAAGUAAAUAGAGACAUCGAUCCAUGCAAAAUUACGAAUUAAAAUAAUACAACUACUAUAUCUAUGUA
Salvia splendens (bonfire salvia) is the source of this 860-nucleotide messenger RNA. Its product is annotated as pectinesterase inhibitor. The record is from RefSeq and is a predicted model, not a curated record. The transcript has a single exon. NCBI's taxonomy places the organism in Eukaryota, Viridiplantae, Streptophyta, Magnoliopsida, Lamiales, Lamiaceae. Gene Ontology annotation, molecular function: pectinesterase inhibitor activity. Gene Ontology annotation, biological process: negative regulation of catalytic activity. The coding region runs from base 139 to 720 and encodes 193 amino acids.